CCCAUUGAUACUGCGCUGUCCUAUCGAAUUGGGUUGUGGAGGGGCGAUAAUUAUAUAUGGAAGAGCAAUUUUAAAAUUUCCACAUUUCUCCUUUGUGAUAUUCUAGAGUAAGUGCAGCAGUGGUGCUGUGCAUUAACGGAUAACUUACAACCUUUUGUCAAACCUCAACCAAUACUAACAAUUCAACAUGUGUGACGAAGAAGUAGCCGCAUUAGUCGUAGACAAUGGAUCCGGAAUGUGCAAAGCUGGAUUCGCCGGGGAUGAUGCCCCUAGGGCUGUUUUUCCUUCCAUUGUGGGUCGUCCCAGGCAUCAGGGCGUCAUGGUAGG
Messenger RNA from Dendroctonus ponderosae (mountain pine beetle), 327 nucleotides. Its product is annotated as actin-5C. The record is from RefSeq and is a predicted model, not a curated record. Gene Ontology annotation, biological process: mitotic cytokinesis. NCBI's taxonomy places the organism in Eukaryota, Metazoa, Arthropoda, Insecta, Coleoptera, Curculionidae.